GGGGGUGCGGCCCCGCGGGGCGCGCUCGGCCCCUGAAGUGCGGGCCUCUCUAAACGCGCUCUCUCCGCAGGCGGUUGUUGAGUAGAGGUUUGCAGGGUCGGGAUGUUGGGGGUGCGCGCGGUCCAGGAGCAGAGGCGCCCGGAGCAGAGCGCGGCGGGCCAGUCUCCCGCACGCUUUGUGUUGGGGCUGGACGUGGGCAGCUCGGUGAUCCGCUGCCACGUCUAUGACCACGCGACGCUGAUUCGCGGCUCCAGCGUGCAGAAGCUGCAGGAAUAGAGAUGAAUCAAAUUGUUGGUCUUGGCAUUUCAACACAGAGAGCAACUUUUAUUACGUGGAACAAGAAAACGGGAAAUCAUUUUCACAACUUCAUUAGUUGGCAAGACCUAAGAGCUGUUGAACUUAUAAAGUCUUGGAAUAAUUCCCUCAUAAUGAAGGUGCAAAAGGCAAUUGAAGAAGAUAAUUGCUGCUUUGGGACUAUUGAUACCUGGUUAUUACAUAAGCUCACAAAAGGUUCUGUAUUUGCCACGGAUUUUUCAAAUGCCAGUGCAACUGGACUAUUUGACCCUUUUAAGAUGUGUUGGAACCGGCUCCUUACUUCCAUGCUUUCGAUACCACUGUUUAUCCUGCCUCCUGUGAGGGAUACGAGCCACAAUUUUGGAUCAGUGGAUGAAGAGUUAUUUGGUGUCCCUAUACCAAUAGCGGCCUUGGUCGCUGAUCAGCAAUCAGCCAUGUUUGGAGAGUGCUGCUUCCACAUAGGAGACGUGAAACUAACCAUGGGAACUGGGACAUUUUUGGAUAUUAAUACUGGAAAUAGCCUUCAGCAUACUAUUGGAGGCUUUUAUCCACUAAUUGGGUGGAAGAUUGGCCAAGAAGUUGUAUGCUUAGCUGAAAGCAAUGCAGGAGACACUGGUACUAUCAUCAAAUGGGCUCAAGAAUUAGAUCUUUUCACAGAUGCUGCUGAGACUGAAAAAAUGGCCAAAAGUUUAGAAGAUUCUGAAGGAGUCUGUUUUGUUCCAUCUUUUAGUGGAUUGCAGGCUCCAUUAAAUGACCCCUGUGCAUGUGCCUCUUUUAUGGGUUUGAAGGCUUCCACCAAUAAAUACCAUCUUGUACGAGCAAUAUUGGAGUCAAUAGCUUUCAGAAACAAACAGUUAUAUGAGUUGAUGCAGAAAGAGAUCCAUAUCCCUGUGACAAAAGUCCGGGCAGAUGGAGGAGUUUGUAAGAACAAUUUUGUUAUGCAGAUGACUUCAGACCUGAUUAAUGUGAAUAUAGAGAGACCCAUCAACUUAGACAUGUCCUGCCUUGGUGCAGCUUUUCUAGCUGGCCUUGCUGUUGGGUUUUGGACUGACAAGGAGGAACUAAAGAAACUGAGGCAAAGUGAAGUGGUUUUCAAGCCACAAAAGAAAUGGCAAGAAUAUGAAAUGAGUAUGGAAAACUGGGUCAAAGCAGUGAAACGCUCCAUGAAUUGGUAUAACAAGAUGUAGCACUAACUGGAACGACUGAAACCAUAUACGGCUGGUUGAUAUGACACGCAGAUGAGACACAGCUCAGGGAUAAUAACCAAUACGACAAUGACUGAGAAGAUUUCAGAUGAGCUUUGCAACCUGAGAGAAAAAACAUUGCUUUUUUGAAUACAAAACAAAACAAAAAAUCCCUCAUUUUAAAAUCUAGACCUUGGUAAGAUUGUAAGGCAACAGUACCUCAAAACUUUGUACCUUCUGUUUUUUAGGAAAUUCCAAAGGACGUUAGCCAUUUCCAGCCAUAUUUUGACAGCUAUGGGUCCUCCUCCUUUUUAUACUGGGUCAGCGAUACAUACGGACAUAAUUGUUUACUAUCUGAGUUAAUAGUUCUGGGUCAAGCAUCAUUCAUGUUUUGUUCCAAAAUUAACAAGUGUUCCUUUAAUUCUUUAAAAUUAAAUGGGCUAUAUGAAGUUUGCAUAGCUAGAAAGACAGACUCACUGAGGAAAUGUGGAAUUUUGCAACAUUAAUAUUUUAUAUUUAAAGCCGUAAUUGUUCAAUACUAUAUCCAAAUAUGAGCUCGAUAUAGGCUCACAUAAGCUUAUUGUUAGUCAAUUCUUUCCUUUAUUGGGCUUAAAGACACUGCCUUAAUUUUUCCUUGUUUCACCAAAAUCUGAGCAUUCUUUUUGUAUUGAAAAAAUAACUUUAGUGGAUGAAACUACAAAGGGUAAUGAUUCAUAAGGAAAAAGAAAAUAUUUUCUUUCUCAAAUAUUUGAAAGAAAAGGAUUUCUUUCAAAAACUUCUGGCUAAAGUGUUAACAUCCCAUUUUUUACAAAAUGCAGGUAGUGGAUAUAAAUCUUGCUUUGCUCUUCCUGUUCUUUAUCUUUGUUGUUGAGGUGCUUUGCAUAAAUGUCUUUUGCUUUUCUUAAGUGCCUAAUUGACAGAGCUUAAUUUGAAGGAAGUGCCCUAAUUCAUUGGUGACAUAAGAAUUGUCUUCAUUGGGGUAUUUUACUUAUCCAGGUAUCUUUUUUGGGGGAGGGGUUUCCUUUUUUUAAAUUUUAAGUUCAAUUAAUUAACAGUAUA
Molecule: messenger RNA, 2537 nt
Organism: Leptonychotes weddellii (Weddell seal)
Lineage: Eukaryota; Metazoa; Chordata; Mammalia; Carnivora; Phocidae
Source: RefSeq, a predicted model, not a curated record